GGAGUCCGUUGGAUUUCCUCGAGAAAAGUGACGGGCGCGAGCCACACUGCCCGAUGUUGUUCCGUUGUAAAUAACUUGGAAGUCAAAGGAAUGAACACAGGAAUGCAUUGACACGUUAUGUUGCAAUCUAUCACCGUAGCACUUGCAUUCACAUUGCGCCCGCAACAUAUCGAAGUAACGUCUCGGAGCGAAUUUGUUUGCUUUGUUGAAUGCCCGGGGGAUGGCAGGCGGUCCCAGUGAACUAUCGAGCUGGGACUGAGGCUGCAGAGAAGCGGGGCCAGAAUGAGCACGGAGAGGAUUCUCGACGGAGACUCCGACGACGGCGUGCUGGUGCACAAUCGCGGACUGACCAACGUGGGCGUCGUGAAUGAGGGAGCAGACAUUGUGAGUGAGGAGCAGGGGGAGAGAGAGGCGGAGCAGAAGGAGGUUGUGCCUGUAAAGUUGCCUCAAGACCUGCCGUCAUCUCAAUCUUCCCUGCCACGGGGUCCUUUUUUGCCUCUCCAAAAGGACACUGUCUACUUCCGCGAUGGGAUCCGUAGAAUCGACUUCAUUCUCGCUUACGACGAUGAGAAUAAUUCUCAGGGGGACAUCAAGAAUCAGGAGAAGAGGUCCAAGUAUCAGGCGAGUCUAAUGAAGAUGGGUCUGGAGCUGGAGAUGGAGCCCAAGGAGGAGUCAGUGAGCGGACGCACCACCUACGUGAAGGUGCACGCGCCGUGGGCCUCGCUGAGCACCUACGCCGAGAUCCUGCACAUUCAGGUGCCACUCAAAGAGAGCGACCUCACCCGGGGGUCGCGCUCACAGCAUGGACUUCUGGACUACCUGAGCAAGCCAUUCCGCCUGAAGCCAGGAGCCGUGCCUGAAGAACCUGAAUACUUCACGUCUCCGUUCAAGCAUUCGCAGCAGGACUUCUACUCCAUCACAGACCACGAAGUCCUCAUCCCGCCAGCCAUACGUAGCCAAAUCGUGCACUACAUGCUGCUCCAGUGUGGCGUCUCGCAGGACAGUAAAAAGACGUUCAACUAUAACCAGAUGAUGGACAAUGGCUGCUACACCGUUGCCUACCCACUGCACGAUAGUCAGUACGAGUACCCGCCAGAGGACUCGAGCAGUCGGGGCGACCGCAACACCUUGUGGCGCGAGUGGGCGAGACCCAGGCGCUUCUUCAAGGAGCAGCCUCUCGAUCUUGUGCGCUCGUACUUUGGCGAGCAGGUGGCUCUGUACUUCGCGUGGCUCGGCUUCUACACGAAGAUGCUGAGCGUUGCGGCGCUCGUUGGCCUCGCGUGCUUCCUCUUCGGAGCAGUUAACAAAGAGCAAAGCUUCUCUAACGAAGAGUUGUGUGACGACGCGUUGAGCGGGGCCCUGGUCAUGUGCCCCCAGUGCGACAAGACGUGCACCUUCUGGAUGCUGAACAGUACCUGCGAAUCUGCCAAGAAUUCCUACAUGUUUGACAACCCGGCCACCAUAUUCUUUGCAGUGUUCAUGGGACUUUGGGCCAUGGUGUUCCUGGAGAUGUGGAAGCGCUCCCAGGCGUCGCUUGCAUUCCGAUGGGACCUGACGGCAGCCGCGCAGGCCGGGCCGGCGCGGCCCGAGUACGAGGCUCGCUGCUCCGGCAAGAAGCUCAACGUCGUCACCAUGGAGGAGGAGCCCCAUGUGCCCAAGACCACCCUGAGGCUUCGCUACUGUCUGUCCGGAGUCACGGUACUCUUCUGGAUGCUCCUGAUCAUCGCGAGCAUCCUGGGCGUCAUUGUGUACCGCCUCUCCAUCUUCAUCAUCUUUGCCUCGAGUAUUCCCAAGCAGGUGUCUGAAAUCAAGGUGAUCGGCACGUUGCUCACGCCACAAAUGGCCACCUCCAUCACGGCCUCCGUCCUCAACGUCAUAGUCAUCAUAAUCCUCAACAAGUGCUAUGACAGGCUGGCUCUUGUCCUCACCGACCUGGAGAUGCCCAAGACGCAGGUAGACUUUGAGAAUCGGCUGACACUCAAGAAAUUCCUCUUCCAGUUCAUCAACUACUACUCCGCUUGCUUCUACAUCGCAUUCUUCAAGGGCAAAUUCAUCAGCUAUCCCGGGGACUAUACGUACCUCGGCGUAUGGAGAAACGAGGAGUGUUCCCCAGCCGGAUGUCUCGUUGAACUAACUACUCAGCUCACCAUCGUCAUGGGCGUCAAGCAGAUCUUGGGCAAUUUCCAGGAAAUCAUCCUCCCGUGGUUCAUGACUUGGUGGGCCCAGCGUCGAGCUAAGCAGCGCCCACAGGAUGUCUACACGCGCUGGGAGCAGGACAAGGACCUGCAACCACAGAGCAAGCUCGGGCUCUUCAACGAGUACCUUGAGAUGGUCAUCCAGUUCGGAUUUGUGACGCUCUUCGUAGCAUCGUUCCCUCUCUCCCCGCUGCUCGCGCUGCUCAACAAUGUCAUGGAGGUGCGCGUCGACGCCUGGAAGCUGGUCACGAAGACGCGGAGGCCCGUCGUGUCUCGAGCAAGCGGCAUCGGGGCCUGGGAGGACAUCUUGGGCGUCGUGGCCACCCUGUCCGUUCUCACCAACGUGUGCAUCGUGGCUUUCACAUCGGACAUCAUCCCACGCCUCGUGUACUACUAUGGCUACUCGGCAGGGCAUGGCACGGGUUUUCCCACCAUGCGCGGGUACAAUGAAAACAGCCUCUCCGUCUUCAACAUCAGCGACUUCCAGGAGCAGAAUAUUCCCGACGAGCUGCCGCCCUGGUUCGACCUGGCGAUCCACACCACCUGCAGAUACAGGGAUUAUCGCUACCCCCCUGGUCAUCCUCAGGCAUACUCCCUCAACAUGCAGUACUGGCACGUACUAGCGGCCAAGCUAGCCUUCGUCAUUGUCACGGAGCACGUCGUAUUCCUCACCAACUCCUUCAUUGCCUACGUCAUCCCGGACAUGCCGUCCCACGUGCGCGCGUGCGUGCGUCGCGAGCGCUUCCUCGUGCACAAGAUCUUGGAGCAGGCGGAGUUGGGGCGGCUCCGCGACUCCCUGCUCGCCGACGCGCCCGGACCCUCGACGCCGCCGCCGUCGCCCCCAGACCCACGCGUAGGGUCAGCAGACGGAGCCGGCCCCACUGCUCCGCACUCAUCGGAAGGAGGACGAGGGCCGGACGGAGGACGAGUAGGGCAGAGAAGAGGAAGGCAAAUGGAAAGUCCAGCUCCCCACAAAGAGAUGUGAGGAAGGACGGACGACGAGAAGAAGAGGUUGACUUUAUUUGCAUCUGCUCACUGGAAUUCCAAUCUCAACAAACUGGUGUAGAGCAGGUGGUCGACCUGCUCGCCGAUUUCCAUGUGGACAAAUACUCACAAAGGACAAGGACAACGAUCCCUCGUGAAGCCUUAACACACUGUAGGAGCAAGUGCAGUUAACGAGCACCCAUGAAGGCCAGCAUGGCAUAUUGGCGAUAUUCACACAUCGCAUGAGGUACUGACUUGAGACUGAGUCCACCUAGAGGAUGUCCGGGACCGGUUCAGAUAAUCGUAGUUGGUGGUGGCUGUGAGCGGGAAUUGAACCGGGAAAACCAGGGUUCGUAGCGCAGCACGCUAACCACUACACUUCCGCUCCCCAACACGCAUGCACAUGUACACACGAAAAUGCAGAGAUACGUGGAAAAAUAAACAGGCACACGAGUACUCUGCACAUAUGCACUGACCACAUACACGCACAUACACUCACAACACAGACACAAACAUUCAUACAGAGGCACAUGCACACAGAUCCAUACACACAAAGACAGGCACACAUGCACACAUAUUUACACAGACCCGACGCAGAAAUGUGCGUACAUUAUACAGAAUCCACACAAAGAGAUAGCAUGCACCCAUAAACCA
Molecule: messenger RNA, 3833 nt
Organism: Petromyzon marinus (sea lamprey)
Lineage: Eukaryota; Metazoa; Chordata; Hyperoartia; Petromyzontiformes; Petromyzontidae
Product: anoctamin-5-like
Biological process (GO): chloride transmembrane transport
Cellular component (GO): plasma membrane
Molecular function (GO): chloride channel activity; protein dimerization activity
Source: RefSeq, a predicted model, not a curated record